Messenger RNA from Struthio camelus australis, 909 nucleotides. NCBI's taxonomy places the organism in Eukaryota, Metazoa, Chordata, Aves, Struthioniformes, Struthionidae. The record is from RefSeq and is a predicted model, not a curated record.
AUGAGGGGCCUCCUGCUCGUCGUUGCCUUCGCAGCCGCCGCCUUCGGCGAGGAGCUUUUCGUGGGAGCAGCGGGCGCGGGGUUCGAGGCGGCUCCUUCUGCUCCCCUGUGCACGCAGAUAGCCGAGGAGUACGGCAAGGACCCCGCCGUGACCGCCAUCCUGGACAGCAUGGACAUCUUCUUCGAGAUAGUCACCAACCCCGAUGGCUUCGCUUACACCCACAGCUCUAACCGCCUGUGGCGCAAGACGAGCCGCCCUGGCUCCAGCAGCAACCCCUGCUCCCAAACCUACCACGGCCCCUACGCCCACUCCGAGAGCGAGGUGAGAGCCAUCGUGGACUUCAUCCUCCGCCACGGCAACGUGAAAGCCGCCAUCUCCAUCCACAGCUACUCCCAGAUGCUCAUGUUCCCCUACGGCUACAAGACGGCACCGGCACCUGACCACCAGGAGCUGCACCAGGUCGCCGAAAGGGCUGUCGCGGCUCUGUCUUCUGCGUACGGGACUAAGUACAAGUACGGCAGCAUCAUCACCACCAUCUAUCAGGCGAGCGGAGGAACCAUCGACUGGACGUACAACCAGGGCAUUAAGUACUCCUUCACCUUCGAGCUGCGGGACACGGGCCGCUACGGCUUCCUGCCGCCCCCCAGCCAGCACCAAUUAAAAGUCCCAGACGCGAUCGAGUUCCAGCCUCCCACUCCAAACACCCCCAAGGCAGAAGACCACGACAACGUGCACAUCCAUCACGCCAGAACCAGUUAUGUCGACAGUGUCCUGACACUGCACCUAAAGGUCAGCCUCAUCAAAACGAUACCAUUCCCGCUUCUACGAAACAUCAACCAUUCCAGCUCCCCCAGCCUUACCCGAGCUGCCAUUUUAAUACCGCUGCUGCUUUUCUUUGCAGAUUCCUAA